Leguminivora glycinivorella is the source of this 1964-nucleotide messenger RNA. Its product is annotated as protein insensitive-like. Lineage: Eukaryota; Metazoa; Arthropoda; Insecta; Lepidoptera; Tortricidae. The transcript is spliced from 5 exons. The record is from RefSeq and is a predicted model, not a curated record. Gene Ontology annotation, cellular component: nucleus. Gene Ontology annotation, molecular function: DNA binding; transcription corepressor activity. The coding region runs from base 12 to 986 and encodes 324 amino acids. Gene Ontology annotation, biological process: negative regulation of Notch signaling pathway; positive regulation of neuron differentiation.
CUCAAGUGGUGAUGGAUACUGACAACACCAUCAGCGAAAGUGAACAGGAGAUGCCUUAUGAAGUCAACCGACGUCACAAAAAGGUCCAAAACGCUCACUACCAUCGCGACGCUUCGAGCAGCCGAAGCGGACAGUCCUUUCGAGUCGAAGCUUCAAAGUCUUCAAACCCCAGGAGCCGCUCCAUGAUCUGCAGCACUCCAGUGUCAGCACAAGCACGACCCGUCUUAACCUUCGACCAGAGCACCCAAGUAGACUUCGACUCGAAAGACCGAAAAGAAAUGGUGGAAGAGAUUGAGGAUAUCGUGAGAGGUCUCUACGCCCGCUACUUAGAAAUAGUGAAUAGAUGUCAUCGUGAGAAUAUCCCGUUACCAGAGGCUAUUUCUGACCCUUUCGAACAGAAUGGUGUGGCUGAACGUCAGAACGGGUCAAGGUCACCUAUGGAGCAAGCAGUGGAGGAGGAUUUAACGAUGAACGGCCAUGUUAAUGGCGAAGGAGUUUCGAAUCCUAAAACUCUGGAAGUUCGUCGAGUUUCUGCGCACACUACCAAUACUGGCGAACCGAGCUAUAAUGGCAUCGAUUACGAUAUGGUACCGAUUGGAGCUGGUAACGCUGUUGUGCCUAGGAGACUGUUGAACGAUAUAGACUGGAUAUCCUACAGCGCUGCCACUAGGCAACUUCUCCAAGCAAUUUUUCCUCGCAGGGUACUUGCUACUCAUUCACUGACUGGCAAGCAAUCGCCAGCCUUCAUGAACAUCCCGCCCAAGAAGCGGCUCGACCCUAAAAUCGUGAAUGAUAUCGUGGAUACCGUCGCUGAACGCUGCGGCGUUUCUAAACGGCUGGUCAGAGGCAGCAUUACAAUAAAGUGCACUGACGAGGCGAAGCUCUACCGUAAUCGGCUGCACUACCGACAGUCCCGCCAGCUCCCGAACCAAGAAAACGUCCCACCCGGGCCGUCCUCAGACGAAUCUUCUACCGUCACCGAAUAAUUUCGCUGACAUGGCGCUGCCUAGUUUAUAAUGAGUAUGAGUAUGACUAAUGCAGGGGUUUCCAAUGUGCGCCGCAGACACUCAAAAUGCGCCGUGAGGCAAUCUUCACCGUUUUACAAUAACCGGGCACCAUUAAUCAAAUAGUUAAAUUCGAUAAUCGCUAAUCCGUUACUAAAAAAGUUAACUUCGUUAAUCGUUAAAACGAUACAUUUUGACAGAUUUAACGGGAGUUAAAGUUAAUCGAUAAUCCGUUAACACGAAAUAAAAAUUGAAUUUUACUUGCAUCAAUAAUCCAUGAUAAUAAAAUUAUUGUAUUAUAUUACUGUAAAAGCCCGAAGUCGGUACAGCAAAACCUCUCAAAAUAUCCCUGAUGCCAAUCGGUUAAAGCUCGAAAUGUUACCAAAUAUCGUUUUAAGUGAAUGAAUGUGGUCAUAAAUUGUCCUCCAAUUAGCGGCCCUGACACUAAUAAGUACCUACAGUCGCCAUGGUAAAACCUAGGAGCCACUGUAUCAACGUUGCUAAUAGCGAAGCGAAGAUCACAAUACUAGUUUAUGCAUAUUUCGUACUUUUAACGAUCGGCAACGGUGAAACCUAGGAUUUACCGGUAAAUCGAUCAAUUUGCAGUAGGUAUUUCGGGUGUUUUCAUUCAGUAGCUUUCAGAACAUGUUUUUCGCUGCGCAACUGGCGCCUGCCGGAUAAAUUUAACGGAAGUUAACGAAUCCGUUAACAUUUUUUUAAAUUAACUUAAAAGUUAAUCCGUUUAUCGAAAUGUUAAUUAACGGAUUAAUAUUAAUAAGUUAAUGCCUAGCUAUGCAUUUUACCUACAUAAUUUGAAUAAACUAGCUACAGUACGCUGUAGUAACAAUUUUAAGUUGCAAAUGCGUCGCAGACAGGAAAAGAUUGGGAACCCCUGGUAUAAUGUACAAUGAAAUUAACUUGGAAAUAACGCCAUACAAUGAAUAAAUAAAUAUUAAAUGA